Molecule: messenger RNA, 4355 nt
Organism: Colius striatus (speckled mousebird)
Lineage: Eukaryota; Metazoa; Chordata; Aves; Coliiformes; Coliidae
Gene: WDR59
Product: WD repeat domain 59
Exons: 26
Coding region: 29-2950 (973 amino acids)
Molecular function (GO): protein binding
Source: RefSeq, a predicted model, not a curated record
GCGUCGGGGGUUGCUGGGGCGGCGCAAGAUGGCGGCGCGCUGGAGCAGCGAGAAUGUGGUGGUGGAGUUCCGCGACGCCCAGGCGACUGCGAUGUCAGUGGAUUGCCUGGGACAGCGUGCAGUACUCUCAGGACGCCGUUUCCUCUACAUAGUUAACCUGGAUGCACCGAACGAGGGCCAUCGGAAGAUCUCCCGGCAGAGCAAGUGGGACAUUGGGGCAGUGCAGUGGAACCCCCACGACAGCUAUGCCUACUACUUUGCAGCUUCAAGCAAUCAGCGAGUGGAUCUGUAUAAGUGGAAGGAAGGUAAUGGUGAAGUUUGCACAUCACUGCAAGGACACACACGUGUGAUCAGUGACUUGGACUGGGCAGUGUUUGAGCCAGACCUGCUGGUCACCAGUUCUGUGGACACGUACAUUUAUAUCUGGGACAUCAAAGACACCAGGAAGCCUACAGUGUCCCUCUCUGCAGUUGCUGGAGCUUCCCAGGUGAAAUGGAACAAGAAAAAUGCCAACUGUUUGGCAACCAGUCAUGAUGGGGAUGUCCGAAUAUGGGACAAAAGGAAACCCAGCACUGCAGUAGAGUACUUGGCAGCCCAUCUCUCUAAAAUCCACGGUCUGGACUGGCAUCCUGACAAUGAAUAUACACUGGCCACUUCCAGCCAGGACAACUCUGUCAGGUUCUGGGAUUACCGUCAGCCUCGGAAAUACCUCAACAUCCUCCCCUGCCAGGUUCCUGUCUGGAAGGCAAGAUACACGCCUUUCAGCAAUGGGCUGGUGACAGUGAUGGUCCCCCAGCUGCGUCGGGAGAACAGCCUCCUUCUCUGGAAUGUCUUUGAUUUGAACACACCUGUCCACACUUUUGUGGGCCAUGAUGAUGUGGUGCUGGAGUUUCAGUGGAGGAAGCAGAAAGAAGGUUCUAAAGACUACCAGCUGGUGACCUGGUCCCGUGACCAGACUCUGCGGAUGUGGCGGAUUGACUCCCAGCUGCAGAGGCUGUGUGCUAAUGAUAUCCUGGAUGGAGUUGAGGACCUCAUUGAUGGGAUUUCUCACCUGCCAGAGCCAGACAAGACCCUUCACUCCCAGGACUCUGAGCCCCAGCAUACCUCUGGACACGGGGAUGAGGAAGCCUUAAAAGAAGAUUUCCUGAAUGAUCCUCUGGUGGGAAAGAAAACAGACCAACUGGGACUGCCUCAAACGCUGCAGCAGGAGUUCUCCCUGAUCAACGUGCAGAUCCGAAAUGUCAAUGUGGAGAUGGAUGCAGUGAGUCGUAGCUGUACGGUGUCAGUGCACUGCGGCAACCACCGAGUCAGGAUGCUGGUGAUGUUCCCUGUCCAGUAUCCCAAUAAUGCCGCACCAUCCUUCCAGUUCAUCAACCCAACCUCCAUCACUGCCUCCAUGAAGGCAAAGCUGCUGAAGAUACUGAAAGACACUUCUCUGCAGAAAGUGAAGCGGAACCAGAGCUGCCUGGAGCCCUGCCUGCGUCAGCUGGUCUCCUGGCUGGAGUCUGUUGUGAACCAAGAGGACAGCACGUCCAGCAAUCCCUACGCUUUGUCAAACUCCGUAACACCCCCCUUGCCCACGUUCGCCCGGGUCUCCAAUGCCUAUGGCUCCUACCAAGACUCUAACAUCCCGUUUCCACGGACCUCUGGAGCCAGGUUCUGUGGUGCAGGGUACCUGGUGUACUUCACGAGACCCAUGACGAUGCACCGUGCUGUGUCCCCUACGGAGCCUACCCCCAGGUCCCUGUCAGCUCUGUCAGCGUACCACAGCGGCCUCAUCACUCCCAUGAAGAUCCGCACAGAGACCCCAGGCAACCUGCGGUUGUACAGCGGGAGUCCCACACGCAGUGAGAAGGAGCAGGUCUCCAUUAGCUCCUUCUACUACAAAGAGAGGAAGUCAAGGAGGUGGAAAAGCAAACGAGAAGGGACGGAUGCCAACAACAGACCUAUCAAAGCUGCUGGGAAAGUUAUUAUCCAAGAUGUUUCCUGCUUGCUGCCUGUCCACAAGCUGCUGGGAGAGCUCUACAUACUGAAUGUGAAUAACAUCCAGGAAACCUGCCAGAAGAACGCUGCCUCAGCCUUGGCUGUGGGACGGAGGGAUCUCGUGCAGGUUUGGUCACUGGCCAUGGUAGCCACUGAUCUCUGUCUUGGACCAAAGUCUGACCCAGAUUUGGAGAUACCUUGGGCACAACAUCCGUUUGGACGUCAAUUACUGGAGUCCUUGCUGGCUCAUUACUCUCAGCUCCAUGAUGUGCAGACCCUGGCCAUGCUCUGCAGCGUGUUUGAAGCCCAAUCCAGGCUCCAGGGGGGCCCGAGCUCCUAUGGCCCCUUCCCUCAGCGUGCCUCCAACCUGGCCUCCCACAGCCGAUACCCCAGCUUUACUUCCUCUGGCUCCUGUUCCAGCAUGUCAGAUCCUGGCCUUGGCACCGGAGGCUGGAGCAUAGCAAACAAGGACACGGAGCAGGCCUCCACUCCCUGGUGUGAGUCCUCUCCGGACGAUUUCCGCUAUGGAAACCUGCCGUAUCCCGAUCAUCGGGAGCGCGAGAAGGACCAACACGAGAAAAACAAGAGGCUGCUGGAUCCUGCCAACACUCAGCAAUUUGAUGACUUUAAGAAGUGCUAUGGAGAAAUCCUCUAUCGCUGGGGCCUGCGAGAGAAGCGGGCUGAGGUUCUGAAGUUUGUCUCUUGUCCUCCUGAGCCCCACAAAGGAAUUGAGUUCGGCGUGUACUGCAGCCACUGCCGCAGCGAGGUGCGUGGCACCCAGUGUGCCAUCUGCAAGGGCUUCACCUUCCAGUGUGCCAUCUGUCACGUGGCAGUGCGGGGCUCCUCCAACUUCUGCCUGACCUGUGGCCACGGCGGCCACACCAGCCACAUGAUGGAGUGGUUCCGCACCCAGGAGGUGUGUCCCACGGGCUGUGGGUGCCACUGCCUGCUGGAGAGCACCUUCUGAGGCCUGGCACCGGGCUGCCCACCAUCUGCUCUUCAUCUUUAUUUUCCAAGCCAUGUGGGGUCGGCUCAGCUCCAGAGGGUCUGGAGGAGAUACCACAGGGAGCAGGAUGUCCUGGUGCUGCGCUGUGGUGAUGUUUACAAGUGCUUCCAGUAUUCCUGCGCUUCCCCGGUUGCCUUCGGACCGAUCUGACCAAACUCCCUGUGUCCAUCGCCGAAGAUGGAUGCCAGAGCAGACAAAUGGGCCUCUCUGCAGAAGGGUGUGUGAAUAUGGGCUGGUCUCCACUGGGAAGAGGUGUUCAAAAGUCCCUCUGGAAGGGACUUGCCUGGCAGAGCCAAACUCACUCCAGCUCUGCAGUGUCUUUCCGGGUGCCUCCUGACAGGGGCUCAAAGUGAGCAAAACCUUAGUCUUUGCACAGCUGAGGCAGAAGUGAUUCACAAAGCAGCAGUGAGCUCUAAAGGCAAACUGUAAAGUGCACCAGGAGAGCAGGUGGCACGUGGGACUGUGUUCAGAGUUGCUUCUGGAAGCCGCAGGGUCCUUAAUUUUGAGGAGCUGUUUACAUUGUGUAAAUUACUCCAUAAAGCAAGCAAAUAACACACUGUUUUUUCAGGAUUGUUCCUCCUCCUGGGUCUGUGGCUGGUGUGAGCAGCUCACUCCCUGUGCUCAGGCUCACUAGGGUCUGUUGCUAUCUUCCAGCCGUUUUUGUGCUGUUGACUCUUAAGGUGUCCUCAUGCCCUUGCACUGCCGCGGGUGAGGGGCUGCACUGUGCUCCCUGCCUCAGCAGUGACACAUCCUGGUGACUGCCAAAGCCAUCUGCCUUUUCACUUUGGGAGCCAUGCAGCGUUUCCACAGAUGGUGGCAUCCGAGGGCCUUUUGGAAAGCCUUUGCUUCUGUCCUGAGAAAGCGUAAGGACACUUCCUCCCUGCAGCUCCUGUUGGCUGUUCUCUCCAGGCUCUACAGGCGAGGGUCAAUCCAUCAUUUGAGGUUUGCUGCCCAUACGCUUGAGUGAUGAGGCUCCUGAGUCAGGGAGGCAACAAUUUGUGGGGCAAAAGGGGUUUUGGAAGGGCAGUGAGGAUUCAUGGAGCUGGGAGGUUUGUGCCUUUUCUCCCUGGGAGCUUCAGUGGGAGAAUGUAUUGGAUUGAGCCCUCUGUUUGGGGUUGUGCCUGCUGAGCACCUCCCUGCCAAGGCUCUGCCUCUCCUGAGGGCUCUUUGGCCUGAUUUGGUUUUGGGAAGUGGGGUCAUGGUAAGCCCCCUGGAGUUCCCCUGCCCUGUGCCAGCUCUUCCUGUUGCGCUGGCCUGCUGAGCUGUGUGCUAACUCGGGUGGGGGAUGCUGCUGGGGAAUGAACAGAUGAUGUAUCUUAAACAUUGCAGCAUUAAAAAUAGUUUUUUAAGUGCUGUGCUGCCAGAA